Molecule: messenger RNA, 2225 nt
Organism: Magnolia sinica
Lineage: Eukaryota; Viridiplantae; Streptophyta; Magnoliopsida; Magnoliales; Magnoliaceae
Product: rab escort protein 1-like
Exons: 9
Coding region: 185-1786 (533 amino acids)
Biological process (GO): vesicle-mediated transport; intracellular protein transport; protein geranylgeranylation
Cellular component (GO): nucleus; cytosol; Rab-protein geranylgeranyltransferase complex
Molecular function (GO): GDP-dissociation inhibitor activity
Source: RefSeq, a predicted model, not a curated record
CGUCGUAGUACUCAGCAUGUGGGCCCUAGUAGCGGCGAUACACGCUGGAUAAUCGAGCCGCGACGGAAGCAACACGAAUUCGGAAGAAAAAUGAGGACGAAGAGAUGACUCGCAGUUCUACUCCCGCCUACUGGCCCAAGUGACUGGAUCGAACGAACGAGUCGAUUCACUCUCGUUUCGCUCCAUGGCCGACGAGAGCUCCUCCAUCGUCAUCGACCCGUCUUCGUACGACCUCAUCGUCGUCGGCACCGGCUUGCCGGAAUCCGUACUCGCUGCGGCCGCCGCCUCCGCCGGAAAAUCCGUCCUCCACCUCGACCCCAACUCCUUCUACGCCUCCCACUUCGCCUCUCUUCCUCUCUCUGCCUUUUCCUCUUUCCUCCUUUCCCAACUGAAUAUUCCCUCCGAACAUUCCCAAUCCUCCCAUAGCGAUUCCGCCACUGUGGCAGACCUCAUCCCCCGCUCUCUCUACUCCCACGUUGACUUCUCCUAUCACUCCCUCCAACAACCUUCUGGAAGGUUCUCCCUCGACCUCUCCGGCCCAAGGCUCCUCCUCUCCGCCGAUCCGAUCGUUGAUCUCUUGCUUAGAUCGGGGGCCAGCAAUUACCUAGAAUUCAGGAGCGUCAGCAUGAGUUUCAUGUAUUUGGACGGGAGGCUGUUGCCCGUGCCACACUCCCGCGAGGCUGUCUUCAAGGACCGCAGCCUUGGACUGACCGAGAAGACCCAUCUGAUGAGGUUCUUCAAGCUCGCUCGGGAGCAUUUCGGAUCGGAAGGGGAACGGAUUUCGGAAGAGGAUAUGGAGAGCCCGUUCAUUGAGUUCUUGGAGAAGCAGCGGUUGCCGCCAAAGAUAAAAGCGAUCAUUCUAUAUGUAAUAGCCAUGGCAGAUUAUGAUCAAGAAUGCCCUGAGCUUUCUAAGAAGCUAGUCAAGACAAAGGAUGGAAUGGAAAGUUUAGCUCUCCAUUCCUCUUCAGUUGGCAGGUUUUCUAAUGGACUAGGGGCAUAUAUUUAUCCCAUUUAUGGCCAAGGAGAACUGCCACAAGCAUUUUGCCGUUGUGCUGCUGUUAGAGGUGCCCUCUAUGUCCUAAGUAUGCCAGUGACAGCAUUACUUACAGACUCGGACUAUGGGCAUUAUAAAGGUGUUAGACUGGCAUCUGGUCAAGAUCUAUUUGGCCAUCAGCUAAUUGUGGAUCCAUCUUUUACAGCUUCACCACUGUUUUCUGGUAGCUUAGAUUUGCACCAUGAGAGUUUUGAAAGUUCAAAUAUGAUUGAGGUUAGACAUGGUUCAAGUCCAGGUUCAAAAGUUGCUCGGGGAGUAUGUAUAAUACGCAGUUCCAUACAGCCAGAUUUGUCUAACCUGAUGGUGGUUUUUCCUCCUAGAUCUUUGUACACCGAGCAGUUGACAUCAGUCCGAGCUCUCCAGUUAGGCAGCAAUGUGGCAAUUUGUCCUCCAGGCUUGUUUAUUCUUUACCUUUCAACUCUCUGUGACGAUGCUGCGCAAGGAAAAAAAUCUCUCCAUGCAGCCAUUAAUGCUCUUUUCCCACAUCCUGCUCCCAAAAACUUCGAAAGCAGCUCUCAAGCAGUAAAUGAAGUAGAAGCGGAUGCCAAUCCCAUUGUAUUGUGGAGUGCCAUGUAUGUUCAAGAGCUGACUGAGUCUUUGAUUGCAGCAUUGUAUGUUGGACACUCUCAGUUCUUGCUCCAUGCCAGAUGGGAACCUGGACUACAGAGAUCUUCUGGAGUCAACGAAGAAGUUGUUUCACAAAAUGUAUCCCCAAGAAGAAUUUUUCCCUGAGAAUUCGGCGUACAAAGAUACAGAAGAUGAUGUUGGUUCCUCCGACUGAUUAUCAGCCCUUGAGUAUGAAAUGUUAUAGAUAUAUAUUUUUAUUUUAUUUUAUAAUGAUGAUCUGAAUUCCAACUGAUUUAGACUCUAUUUUCCAUGUGAAAGAGUUCUGACAUCUCUCUUUCAGAUUUGGCAAGUUGGGCCUGGAGAACAGAAGAUGUCAGUAGAGAUGCUUCAAGCAUUUCAAGAUCGUCUUGUAAAUUGCGGUUUAAUAUUAUUUAUCUUAUUUGACCCCUGGGCACAUCAAGUACUAAUUGGCCUCAAAUGUAGAGGGGUGAUAACUGGCUUGCCGUUGUGGGAUAUCAUUUCUCAUUGUUCUUUUAUUGCUAUUGGAGCUGGACAUGCUGUUCUUUCACAAGCCCAUUGUGGGAGAUAAAAUGAAUUUUGUAUC